CUAUGUUAUCAUGUGUUAAAUUAGGAUUCUGUUACUGUUUUCCGAUCUCUCUCUCUCUCUCUCUCUCUCUCUGUGGCAUGAGAUUCUGUAUCGAGUUUCAGAUUCAGGUUGAGUUCUUCACCCAGCGUCCUGUUCAAUUAUAACUUGUAACAGAGAUUACAGCAAUUAGCAAUUAGCAAACUUUGAUAAUGGCAGACCUGAAAGAUCCACUUCUCCCUCCAAAACUGGCAACGACCAUCAAUGUAAGAGAGGCUGUGAAUCGGCCUAUGGGUGCCGGACGGCAGCUGUAUCAAGGAGUGGAUGUUCUUGAGCUGAAGAAGAGAGGGCAGAGUCUUCGGUCGUGGAUACGAGUUGACAUGUCAGGAGACUCGCAGAUAAUUGAGGUAGACAAGUUUACUAUGAUGAGGCGUUGUGAUCUUCCAGCGCGCGAUCUUCGCCUAUUGGAUCCACUUUUUGUCUAUCCAUCAACAAUCCUUGGAAGGGAAAAAGCUAUUGUUAUCAACUUAGAACAGAUAAGGUGUAUUAUUACGGCCGAGGAGGUUUUUCUCCUGCAUUCCUUGGACAGUUAUUCAUGGAACUAUGUGAUGGAGCUACAACGACGAUUAGCAUCGACCAGUGUUGGCGAGCCAGGAGAUGCGUGGCAGUCAGACAAUUUUGAGGUGAACCGGAGCAGAGGAAGUAGAAAUUUUGAUAAUGACUUUAGGAAUAACUCGUCCCCGGAUUAUUUGCCAUUCGAGUUCAGGGCACUGGAAGUUGCAUUAGAGUCAGCAUGCACAUUUCUUGACUCUCAGGUGUCUGAGUUAGAAAUUGAGGCUUAUCCGUUGUUAGAUGAACUAACAUCUAAAAUCAGUACUCUGAAUUUGGAGCGUGCUCGUCGGCUGAAAAGCAGACUCGUUGCCCUGACUCGUAGGGUUCAGAAGGUUAGAGAUGAAAUAGAGCAGCUUAUGGAUGAUGAUGGUGAUAUGGCUGAGAUGUAUCUUACUGAGAAGAAAAGGCGAAUGGAGUCAUCAUUCUAUGGAGAUCAGUCUUUGUUUAAAUCAAUUGAUGGCGUAUCCAUAUCUGCUCCGGUUUCUCCUGUUUCGUCGCCUCAGGAUUAUCGGAAACUUGAAAAGAGCAUGAGCAGUGCUAGGAGCCGACAUGAGAGCACGAGAAGUUCUGAUAGUGCUACAGAAAGCAUAGAAGAGCUUGAGAUGUUACUAGAAGCAUACUUUGUAGUAAUUGAUAGCACUCUAAACAAGUUGACAUCAUUGAAAGAGUACAUCGACGACACAGAAGAUUUCAUCAACAUUCAACUGGAUAACGUUCGGAAUCAGCUCAUCCAAUUCGAGCUGUUGCUCACAACAGCAACAUUUGUAGUUGCCAUCUUUAGUGUUGUAGCAGGAGUAUUUGGGAUGAAUUUUGAUAUCUCAUUAUUUAGGGUUCCUAAAGCAUUUCAGUGGGUUCUUAUAAUCACAGGAAUUUGUGGAGUCCUCAUAUUUAGUGCAUUUGUGUGCUUCUUCAAGUACAGAAGACUCAUGCCCCUUUAGAAUAGAGAUAUUUUAGCUUUAGUUAUCACACCAUCAAGAUGGAUAGGUAGUAUUUUGGUACACACAAUUGUGAAUUUCAACUGAAAAGUUAGACAAUGUUAAAAGCAAUUCUUUCAAUUCAUUUAUGCAUCAUCAAUUGUAAGUGGUUCUUUUCUUUAUUAUUUAUGAUUUAGACAAAAUUGUAUACUAAAACAAAGUAGUUAAAUUUACAUAGUGUUAUUG
Messenger RNA from Arachis duranensis, 1748 nucleotides. RefSeq names its product magnesium transporter MRS2-1. The transcript is spliced from 6 exons. Gene Ontology annotation, molecular function: magnesium ion transmembrane transporter activity. Gene Ontology annotation, biological process: magnesium ion transport; transmembrane transport. The record is from RefSeq and is a predicted model, not a curated record. Gene Ontology annotation, cellular component: membrane. Lineage: Eukaryota; Viridiplantae; Streptophyta; Magnoliopsida; Fabales; Fabaceae. Bases 189 to 1526 code for a protein of 445 amino acids.